Dalotia coriaria is the source of this 4496-nucleotide messenger RNA. RefSeq names its product RNA helicase aquarius. Bases 16 to 4422 code for a protein of 1468 amino acids. The transcript has 16 exons. Gene Ontology annotation, molecular function: helicase activity; mRNA binding. Gene Ontology annotation, biological process: mRNA splicing, via spliceosome. The record is from RefSeq and is a predicted model, not a curated record. Lineage: Eukaryota; Metazoa; Arthropoda; Insecta; Coleoptera; Staphylinidae. Gene Ontology annotation, cellular component: catalytic step 2 spliceosome.
CUCCGUUCGCUGUCAAUGUCAAAGCACAUGCCGACACUCCAAACAAACGCGGAACGUUUUUAUAUUGAAGGAACCAGCAUCAUGUCCGUGGAUACGGAUGUUUCCAUGAAAAUUGUGGCUCCCACAGUGGAACAAUUAAACGCCGACCAUAUAACACAAUUGGCGGAAAAAUAUUGGGCUCCACAUUCAAAAGAAGAGCAUGAAAAGUUUAAUUUUAAUGUUAUUGAAGAUAUCUAUAUUCAAGAUAUCAAGGGCAGCAAUUUUUCUAUUAGAAGAAUUAUGGUGCUAGAAUUCAGUCAGUAUUUGGAAAAUUACCUCUGGCCCAAUUAUGAACCAGGUGCAUCAAAUGCUCACAUCCUAUCCAUUGUAAUCAUGAUAAAUGAAAAGUUCAGGGAAAGAGUACAAGUGUGGCAAGCAUUUGAAAAGAAUAGUGACAACUUUGGUGCAUUCUUUGAGCAAGUUCUCAAUCUCUGCCUCGAAGAAGACACUGACAAGCUCUCCAUUAAAGAACAGACUGCCCUAAUUGUGUUUAUUAAUAGAUGCUUCAAUAGUAUGGAGGAACCACUUUGUAGAAAUCAAGUUAAAAGAUUAGUAUCAUUGUCAAUGUGGGUAUCUCUACAAGAAGCGCGCCGCGAGUUCGAAUUUAAACGCUAUCCACGAUGGAAGAAGUACUGGAAAGCAAUUCAGAAGAAGGAGAAGCCUGUGAUGAUUGAAAAACUAAAGUGGGAAAGAAUGUUUCUUCAUAAUAUCAUGCUAAAGUUUAUGAAAGUGUUGGACAGUAUUCCACUGGAAGGUGUAGUUGAUAAAGAUGUAGUGCAGUAUUGUGAACGUUUUCUGGAGUUAGUGACUGACUUAGAGGCGCUUCUACCAACCAGGAGGUUUUUUAAUACAGUGUUAGAUGAUUGCCAUUUGGUGGUGAGGUGUCAAUUGUCUAAUUUGGUGCAGAGGGAGGAAGGACAUUUAUUCAGACAGCUGUUGGACAUGUUGAAGUUUUACGCUCGUUUUGAAAUUAACGACGAGACUGGCGAUUCGCUGACCGACCACGACAUGACAGAAAUUCAUUACUCUAGGAUCACUUCGCUUCAGACGGCAGCAUUUUCACAUUUUCCUGAUUUGCGUAAUUUUGCAUUGGCUAAUGUUGCCAGUGUGGACACCAGGAAAGCGUUGGAGAAACAUUUCAAAUCCUUAAGUACCGAAAACCUAAAGGCAAUCGCGCGACAUCUUCACUUAAUUCCUUCGGGUGAUGAUGAAAAAAAUAAUCAAUGGUGUCGCUUUGACGAUGAAUUUUUACGAGAACUUCUGAUUUCCAGACAUGAAAAACGCACUUCUCAACUUGAUUCACUGAACGAGAUGCCGUUAUAUCCCACCGAGGAGGUGAUUUGGGACGAGAACGUUGUGCCUACAGCGUAUUUUUCAGGCGAUGGCUGUUUAUCUCUGCCCAAGCUUAAUUUACAAUUUUUAACACUUCACGAUUAUUUGCUACGGAAUUUUAAUCUUUUUCGCUUGGAAUCCACUUAUGAAAUUCGACAGGAUAUUGAAGAUGCUGUCAGCCGCCUUUGCCCUUGGAAAGCCGAAGAUGGAUCUGUUUACUGGGGCGGAUGGGCUCGAAUGGCACAGCCGAUAAUUCACUUUGCUGUUGUUGAAGUAUCGAAACCAAAUAUAGGUGAGAAACGCCCGAGUCGAGUGCGUGCCGAUGUGACCGUCAAUUUAUCGGUUCGGUCUGAAAUAAAAAACGAGUGGGAAAAUCUACGAAAACACGACGUUUGCUUUUUAAUAAGCGUGCGCCCAACCAAACCGAUCGGAACGAAAUAUGACUACAAGCAGCCGUUUAUACCGCAAGUCGGAUUGCAUUGCGUGCGUGGUUGCGAAGUUGAGGGAUUGCUCGAUAGCAACGGGAGGGUGAUUGAGGAUGGCCCGGAACCGAAGCCGCAGAUUCCCGGCGAUAAACGAACUUAUCGAGUGUGGCUAGACAGUAAUCAGUAUCGGGAUGACAUGAAUCUGACUAAUGACGGCGCUGAGGAUGUUUACGAAUGUUUCAAUAUUUUGAUGCGUAGGAAACCGAAGGAAAACAACUUCAAAGCGGUACUUGAAACUAUUAGGGAGUUAAUGAACACUGUUUGCGUGGUGCCAGAUUGGCUACAUGAUAUUAUCUUAGGAUAUGGCGAUCCAAGUGCGGCGCAUUACUCUAACAUGCCGAAUAAAAUUCCGACAAUGGACUUUAACGACACCUUCAUUGAUAUUGAGCACUUAAAGUCGUGCUUUCCAAGUUACGAAAUUAAGAUCGAUUGCGAAGAGCCCGCAAAGUUAGUGAGGCCAUUUAAACUGACAUUUGAGGAUUUUACAUCGAACAAUGAGGAUAAACAGAAAAGUUUGAUUGCACAGCCGCAUGUUAUUCCAAGCCGCGGGCCGUAUACUUUCAACGAACCCAAAAAGAAUACCAUUGCUUUCACACCAACUCAAGUCGAAGCGAUCAGAGCUGGAAUGCAACCAGGUCUUACCCUUGUAGUUGGGCCGCCCGGUACAGGCAAAACAGAUGUUGCAGUUCAGAUUAUCUCAAAUUUGUAUCACAACUUUCCCAACCAGCGCACAAUCAUCGUAACGCAUUCGAAUCAGGCGCUUAAUCAACUGUUUGAAAAGAUUGCCGCCCUGGAUAUUGAUGAACGCCACUUGCUGCGUUUAGGUCAUGGCGAGGAGGCGCUUGAAACCGAAAAAGAUUUUAGUCGUUACGGCCGCGUAAAUUAUGUGCUCGCGAAGCGAUUGGAUUUAUUAAACGAUGUGCAGCGCCUGCAAGAAUCGCUUGAUGUGAAGGGAGACGUCGCGUACACUUGCGAGACCGCCGGACAUUUCUAUUUAUAUCAAGUGCUGUCACGUUGGGAGCAAUAUCAGGGCAUUGUGCGGCCGAAAGGAGGCCAGAUUACGGAUAUUGCUGUGAUUAGCAAUGAGUUUCCAUUUGCGAAGUUCUUUGAUAAUGCUCCCCAGCCGCUGUUUAAAGGUAAGUGUGUCGAGGAUGACUUGGAGAUUGCGGACAGCUGCUUCAGGUACAUCGAGCAUAUCUUCGACGAAUUGGAGGAAUUCCGCGCAUUUGAAUUGCUCCGGUCAGGCUUGGACCGAUCCAAGUACCUUUUGGUGAAAGAAGCGAAAAUUAUUGCCAUGACUUGUACGCAUGCCGCCUUAAAACGCAAAGAAUUGGUGGAAAUGGGAUUCAAGUAUGAUAAUAUAUUAAUGGAGGAAUCCGCACAAAUUUUGGAAAUAGAAACGUUUAUUCCGUUAUUGUUGCAAAACCCACAGGACGGAUACAAUCGUCUUAAGCGGUGGAUUAUGAUUGGUGAUCACCAUCAAUUGCCUCCCGUUAUUAAAAAUAUGGCGUUUCAAAAAUAUUCUAAUAUGGAGCAGAGUUUGUUCACCAGAUUGGUGAGAUUAGGUGUACCUACAGUUGAUUUAGAUGCUCAAGGUAGAUCCAGAUCGAGUAUUUGCAGUCUAUAUAAGUGGAGAUAUAAAAGUCUCGGGAAUAUGGCGCACGUUAAAGAUUGGGAUGAGUACAAACGCGCGAAUGCAGGCCUAGAGUACGAUUUCCAGUUGAUUGACGUCCCAGAUUUUAAUGGCGUUGGCGAGUCGGAACCCAGUCCAUUUUUCUACCAGAACUUGGGAGAGGCGGAAUAUUGCGUGGCACUGUUUAUGUACAUGAGACUAUUGGGGUAUCCGGCAAAUAAAAUCUCUAUUUUGACAACAUACAAUGGGCAAAAACAUUUGCUUCGUGAUGUGAUAAACACCCGCUGUGCUUCUAAUGCCCUCAUUGGACGUCCACACAAGAUUACCACCGUGGAUAAGUACCAGGGACAGCAGAAUGAUUAUAUCAUUUUGUCUCUUGUGCGAACGAAAGCGGUGGGUCAUAUCAGGGAUGUGCGGCGUUUGGUUGUUGCAAUGUCACGUGCGCGAUUGGGAUUAUAUGUGUUCGCACGUGUGUCGCUAUUCCAGAACUGUUUUGAGCUCACACCAGCAUUCCAACAAUUAAUGGACCGGCCUACUAAGCUGCAUCUGGUCUUAAAUGAAGUAUUUCCAACAAAUCGUGAGGCAUCCGAAAUUGUUAAUUCCAAAAAUAGAGUUGUAAUGGAAGACAUGGUUCAAACUGCAAAUUUUGUUUAUUCUUAUUACAUGGAACGCGUUAAAGCACUUAAAGACUUUUAUCAUACUCAAGAGGAGUGGCAGAAACCCGGAGAGUUGGAGACGACUGAACAUCAAGGCUUGAUUUCUUCGCAUCCGGGUGAAGAUAGAGAUACUGACAGCGAAGAUGAAGAAACAAAGAUGCAGGCACCCGUUCCAAUCCAGGAUGAGCCAAUCGAGGAAGACAAAGAGGAUAAGGAAGAACAGCAAGGGGUUACGCCGAGUGCGAAUGAAACUGGCGAAGCUGAUAAUGAAGAUUAAGGUUAUUGAAUUAAUUUUGUACCCUACCUAACAACAAAUAAGAUAACAAAUAACAAAUAAGAUUAUUUAAAAUA